AUCAAACUCGAAGGCAAAUGUCACUAUCAGUUGUUCGGUGUAGGAGCCAGAAUUGAACUAACAAAUUUCUUUUUAACCGCACAAGAAUAUGAACUAUUAAAGCAUAUUUUGUUUAAAACUUUAAUAAGUCAAGGAAAUAGAAAUUAUGCGGUGUUUUAUUCUUAUAGCCUGUUGCGCUAUAUUAGGUGUUGCAGCAUGGGACGACGACGAUUUAGAAGUUUUCGACGUGGUAGAAGAAGUGAACCAAAAUUUUUAUGAACUCAUAGGAGUUUCUCAGGAUGCAUCACAAUCUGAAAUUAAGUCGGCGUUUAAAAAGUUAACUCUGAAGUUACAUCCAGACAAGAAUGAUGCCCCAGAUGCUGAUGUUCAGUUUAGGAAUUUAGUGUCUGUUCAUAAUAUUCUCAAAGACCCAGGUAAAAGAGAAAAGUAUAAUGAGGUUCUUAAAAAUGGAUUACCAAAUUGGAGAUCAGCAGUAUAUUAUUACCGACAUGUCAGAAAGAUGGGAUUGGCCGAGGGUUCCAUUAUCCUGUUUAUCAUUGUUACAUUUGGACAGUAUUUAGUUGGUUGGGCAGCAUAUGCAGAGAAGAGGUACACUGCUGAACAAAUAUUGAAUACCAGAGGCAAAAAGCAAUUGAAAAAGUCUGGUUUUGAUACUGGAUUGGCCGAAAUAUUAGAUCAGUUACCUAAGCCUAGUAUCAAAGAUACACUACCCUUUCAAAUACCAAGAGCAAUUUGGUGGUCUAUAACUGCCAUCCCUAGUGCUAUUGCUGCAUUUAAAGAGAGAAAGAAGCAGCAAGAGGAGGAAGAGAGAAGGAGAAAGAAAAAGGAGGAAGAAGAGCGCGCCCGGGAGGCGCGCGAGGCGGCCGCGGGCGAGGCGCGCGCGGCGGCGGGCGGCGCGCGGCGCCGGCGCGGCUUCGUGCCGCCCGAGCGGGACUGCCUGCUCGAGCCGGCCGACGAGCCGGACGACGCCGCCGCGCUCGUCAGCAAGCCGUCGGCACCGCCUAUGAUAUCCGGCGGGCUGUGGACGGACGACGACCUGCUGGAGCUGGUGCGGCUCGUGAAGCGCUACCCGGCGGGCGCCGCGCGCCGCUGGGAGAGCAUCGCCGAGCGGCUGCAGCGGCCCGUGGCCGAGGUCACGCACAUGGCCGCCAAGCUCAAGGAGAACUGCUACAAGAUACCCGGCCAGGAGCCGGAGCCCGUCCCGGAGGUGCCCAAGAAGGUUAAAACUCGCAAAGCUGAAGACAUCUCAGCAAGUUCUGUAAGCAACUGGUCCCAAACCCAGCAAAAGGCGUUGGAGUCGGCGCUUGCAAAGUAUCCGAAGGGAGGGGCCGGAGAUCGUUGGGCCAAGAUCGCUAACAGUGUGCCCGGAAAGACUAAGGAGGAAUGCAUGCAGCGAUGUAAAUAUCUAUCGGAGAUGCUCAGACAGCAGAAGCAAAAAGAAGAAGAACAGAGGAUAGAAGAAGAGAAACUGAAAGAGCCACAAAACAAUGAAGACGCAAGCCCGCGUCCUAACGAUAACGAAGACGAAUCUAUCAUGUGAUUGAAGAAUUUUAAGCAUAAUAAACUUUUCCCCAGAAUUGACAAUUUUCUAGCCUAAUGUCUCAAAUCUAAAGUUAAAAUCUCUAAAGUUUGCUUACAUGUCUGAGGCGCUAAAUACUUAAUUCGUGAUUGUGACACGUGAAUGCCAUGACAAAAAUUUCCAAGGCUCAAUGUGGUGGAUGGAUCAUGUCAAUAAUUUAUAUACGCACAUCAUACAUAAAUUAUUAACAUGAUGAGUACAUUAUUUGUAUGUAUAACGAUUUUCAUAGUUAUGGUACUAAAGAUUUUGAUGGAAA
This is a messenger RNA of Zerene cesonia (dogface butterfly), 1835 nucleotides long. RefSeq lists its product as uncharacterized. The transcript is spliced from 8 exons. Gene Ontology annotation, cellular component: endomembrane system. Bases 146 to 1540 code for a protein of 464 amino acids. The record is from RefSeq and is a predicted model, not a curated record. NCBI's taxonomy places the organism in Eukaryota, Metazoa, Arthropoda, Insecta, Lepidoptera, Pieridae.